AACCAUGGAGAACCUGCGUAAUGCCAACAGCAGAUUUGCACUCGAUCUGCUCGGAAGGCUUAAUGAGACCAACCCAACAGGAAAUGUUUUCUUCUCUCCUGUCAGUGUCUCCGCUGCUCUGGCCAUGGUCCUUUUAGGAGCCAAAGGUAACACAGAGGCCCAGGUGCUGAAGACACUUCAUUUUGACGAAGUUCAAGAUAUUCAUUCAAGAUUUCAGACUCUGACUACGGAUAUAAACAGAAGCAAUGCUCCCUAUCUCUUACGGCUUGCCAAUCGGCUUUUUGGAGAGAAGUCCUACAGCUUUUUGCCGGAUUUCCUGACUAGUACUCAGAAACUAUAUGGAGCUGAUUUGGCUGCAGUUGAUUUUCUUCAGGCUUAUGAUGAAGCCAGGAAAGAAAUUAACCAGUGGGUAGAGGAGAAAACUGAAGGUAAAAUCCCUAAUCUGCUGUGUGAAGGCUCAGUUGAUAGCAUGACCAAGCUUGUACUGGUGAAUGCUAUUUAUUUCAAAGGGAACUGGGCAGAGAAAUUUAAAGAAGCUGACACCAUUGACAUGCCAUUUCGGUUAAAUAAGAAUGAAAGAAAGACAGUAAAAAUGAUGUAUCAGAAAAACAAAUUUAAUUUUGGGUAUAUCCCCGAAAUGAAGAUUCGUGUUUUAGAGCUGCCUUAUGAUGGAAGAGAACUUAGUAUGAUUGUCCUGUUACCUGAUGACAUUGAGGAUGACUCCACUGGACUGCAGAAGCUGGAAGAGCAGAUUACCUUAGAGAAGCUCCACGAAUGGACAUGCCCAGAGCAUCUAUAUUCCAGUGAUCUUCAUGUACGUUUGCCAAAGUUUAAGCUAGAAGAAAGCUAUGACCUUAAAUCAGAUUUAUCUGCUAUGGGUUUGACGGAUGUAUUUGACAGUGGCAAGGCUGACUUGUCAGGAAUGUCAGGGGCACGCAACCUCUUUCUCUCUAAAAUUGUCCACAAGGCUUUUGUAGAAGUGAACGAGGAAGGCACGGAAGCUGCAGCUGCCACUGCUGGUAUUGCUAUGCUCUGCAUGGUUAUGGAAGAGGAUUUCACUGCUGACCAUCCUUUCCUUUUCUUUAUUCGCCACAACCCAACGCAAAGCAUACUUUUCUUCGGCAGAUAUGCUUCUCCGUAA
Pterocles gutturalis (yellow-throated sandgrouse) is the source of this 1141-nucleotide messenger RNA. It is a transcript of the gene SERPINB1, whose product is annotated as serpin peptidase inhibitor, clade B (ovalbumin), member 1. NCBI's taxonomy places the organism in Eukaryota, Metazoa, Chordata, Aves, Pterocliformes, Pteroclidae. The record is from RefSeq and is a predicted model, not a curated record. The coding region runs from base 5 to 1141 and encodes 378 amino acids. Gene Ontology annotation, biological process: negative regulation of endopeptidase activity. The transcript is spliced from 6 exons. Gene Ontology annotation, molecular function: serine-type endopeptidase inhibitor activity.